This is a messenger RNA of Leopardus geoffroyi (Geoffroy's cat), 4545 nucleotides long. RefSeq names its product inhibitory synaptic factor 2A (gene INSYN2A). NCBI's taxonomy places the organism in Eukaryota, Metazoa, Chordata, Mammalia, Carnivora, Felidae. Bases 690 to 2114 code for a protein of 474 amino acids. The transcript is spliced from 5 exons. Gene Ontology annotation, cellular component: postsynaptic density. The record is from RefSeq and is a predicted model, not a curated record. Gene Ontology annotation, biological process: inhibitory postsynaptic potential.
CUCCGCCCGCCUCGGUGCCAGCCGGGCGCACAGGCGGCGGGCGCGCGGCUCCGGCGCCCUCUCCUCCGGCCGCCGGGCUCCGCGGAGUAGCGGGGACCCGGGGGCGGCUGCAAGGACUUCCCUCCCGCUCCCUCCCCCUCUCCGCCCCCGCCUGCCAGCCCCGGCUCCGAGAUCUCGCCGAAGACAAUUGCAGUAAAUGAGGACAUCGGAGGAGCAGGGCGCCGGGUGGCUGUGGCUGGCUCCGCCGCGCCGCCAGCGAGCGAACGCGCGGGCGUCCCCGGAGCCGGCCGAGCCGCUGCCUCCCCGCGCGCGUCGCUGAGCCGGGCCGGACGCGAGCUGCGGCGCGGGGGCCGGCCGGGCCGGGCGGGCCGGGCCGGCGGCGGUGGAGGGGGCGGGCGGCGGGCGCGCAGCCGGCCAAGUCCCCGGAGCCGAGCCUCCCUCCGCGCGAGCCCGGCGAGCCUCGCCGCGGAUGCCCUGCCCGGAGUGCUCCGCGCCGCGCCAGGCUCGCCCGGGUCCGCGGCGAGACAUGCCCGAGCCAGGCGCCGCACCGACCUCGACUUAUCUGUAAGCAGCGGAAGUUUGAUGGUUGGGUCCAAGAUGCAGAAUAUCUUUCCAAACCAGUGGACGGAUGUAAGAAAAUUAUUUCGGUGCAGUUCCUGGCAAAUCGCGAUGAUGAAUAGCAUGGAAUCAUGGUCAGUAAGGAAACCGGCAAAUGCGUACUCACGACGUCAGAGAGCGAAGUCGAACCUGCCGCCUGCCUGGCCCUGGAGAUGAGAUACGCCCUGGAUCCCAACCGGCAGAUUAAAAAGCGGAAUAAAGCCCUGCAGGUGCGCUUUAAGGAUAUCUGCGAGGCACAGAAUGAGCAGAGGGACUCACGGCUCGCGGCGGGACAGCCCGGCGAGAAGCGGGAGGCGAAGCCCGUGUCCUACAGAGCAGCCUACCGCAAAUACAUGACCGUGCCCGCGCGGAGGGCCAUCCCCAAUGUCACCAAGAGCACAGGCGUGCAGACCUCGCCGGACCUGAAGAAGUGUUACCAGACCUUCCCCCUGGACCGCAAAAAGGGGAAUCUCAAAAGCAUCCCGGCUGCGGAUGCCUUUAAAAGUCAAAACAACGGGUUUGUGGCGGAGAAGCAGGAGGAAAGGGCGGGGGAGGAGGCCCGGCCCUGGGGUGCCGGCCGGGUGCACAAGACGGCGGCCUCGGUUUUCCAUUCCGAUGAACACGUGAAUGAGCUGGACCAGCCUGCCGGGCUCAACUGCGCAGAGCCAGGCGAAAACCCUGAUGCGCACGGCUGCCGAGAGGAGCCUCUCCAAAACUCCGCUCGGCCUUCCUCCCGGGAGCCCGACCACCAGCUGCACGGCAGAGCGAAGCACGGCAGGGCGACCCCGGACACGGAGGAAGCCGCUCUGCCGGCCCACGGGACGGUGUUCAAAACGGAGGUGGCCGCCGUUUAUGCACCUGCCCCCAGCGCGAAGGCCCUCGAGGCCGCCUUGUCAAACUCUGCCACCGCGAGCGAGUGGCCCCUGUGCCCGGCGGCCGACCAGGAGCGGGGGAGAGCCUCGCGUCUCAACGGGCUCCAGGGACCCGCGGCGGCCCGCUCGCCCCCGAUGCAGUGCCUGUCCCCCGAACGCAGCGGGCGGCCCACGCAGACCCGGGCCCCGCCGGGGGAGGACGGCCAGCCUUGUGCCGCGGCGGCCUCUGCGGGUGGAGAAUCCCGACAAAUCGUGCCUCACACGGAAGUCGUCGAUCUGAAAGCACAGCUCCAGGUGAUGGAGGACCUGAUCAGCUCAAGCCAGGAAACCAUCAAAGUGCUCUUGGGGGUCAUUCAGGAGCUGGAGAAAGGAGAGGCCCACCGGGAAGGGCUUUCAUAUCGGACUGGGCAAGACACAGCUAAUUGUGAGACAUGCAGGAACAGUGCAUGUGUUAUCUAUAGUGUGGAGCUGGACUUUAAGCAGCAAGAAGACAAGCUCCAGCCAGUUCUGAGGAAACUCCAUCCUUUUGAGGAAACUCAGGUUGUACCUUCGCCUUACUCUCAGGAGCCCUACUCCGCAACUCCCAAGCAAAAAUCCAAACCCGAAUCUAAAAAGCAUGGAAGAUGGAAACUCUGGUUUCUUUAAAACUCAUGGUGUUUGGAGUCUAAAGGCCGUCUUGAAAACCCACUGGAGUUAAGUAAAUCCUUUUCCAAAACGAAUAGGAUGGAGUGAGCCUUGGCUGGCUCAGCGCUUCCCACUUCCCACCCUGCUUACCAAAAAGGCCUUUUGUACGAACAGAUAAUUAACAGAAGCAAGGUUGUACACGUCACACCUUGCCAGCUGUCGUCCGCAAUUCGUGGAUGUGGGAGGUAAGCUCUGAAAUGAAGUUUAUGUAGUCAGAGGGGAUAGGUAAAAAAAUUCUGUGCCCCCCCCCCAGAUCGGCAAGUAUUACGUCAUCAGCCUGCGAGACGAUGGGCUAUCACUCUGUACACAGCUAAAACUCAUAAUUAUUUUCAAGCCUUUCUUUCUUUUCUUCUUCUUCUUUUUUUUUUUUUUUUUUUGAUACUGAGAAGAAAAAGCAAGCCUUAUGUUUGCAAAGGACUUCAUUUUUAUGUUUAAUUUUGCAAAUAAGCAGGGGGCGAGUGCAAUUUUCAGCACAUCAAAUUCCGGAGAAAGCACAAUUUUUUCAAGUGGUCGGAGACCAUAAAUAAUCUCUCAAAUGUGACUAUAUGUAUAUUUGCCUUCAUGUGCUGUAGCGCUAAGCCAAGUGACCACAUCUCAGUGUCAGGUUGACACCUCAAACUUAGCAUUCUGUUCAUCUCCAGACCUGCCACAUGUUUACUGCUCAUUUUCCAAACGGCCAGCAGCCAGGAGUCCCCCAAAGUCAGGACAUGCCUUUAAUCACUGCAGUUGACAGGGUCAGAGCUAUGGGACACUAAGCUUUCUUAGAUCUCAUUUUUAAUCUUUGGGUACCCAAAGGCCAAACGAUAAAUUCUGGCAAGAAUCUGAAAACACACAUAGAGAUACACGAUGGAUAGUACAGUCACCAAUAAAUCACGGGUGUUCUCUGCCACCGGAAAGCGUUUCUGUGGAUCAAUCUCUGAGACACCGUUCGUCACCCAAAGCGCAGCCAGACGUUUUAUACAAUCCGUUACGCUCUGUAACAAGUGUGGAAGACCUGACCAUCUCAAAGAGAAACCGCGUGUUUAGUUUAGCUGCUGCCAACCGACAAACUUAGCGUCGCCUGCAUCGAACCUAUUAGUCAGUUGUACUAAAUGACAUACCUAGGGGAAAGCUGUGAAUCAAAUGUUUUUAGGUAUUUUUUAAAUAAACAGUGACACUGAGAGUCCUCUUUUGAUUACACAUUGCAAUAUAAAUCUUAGUUCCUUUAUUUUUUCACUCAUUAUUUUGCACCUUUGCAAGUAUCUUUUUUAUAGAAAUCAAAAGCCCCUGGUCUAGGAAUGACUGGUCUGUCAAUUUUCUGCUUUUCACAAGAGGAAGUAGGGAUCUUAUUUUGCCUUUUUCUGUACAACGGAACUUUCGAAUAGUGGUGUGAACGUACAAGAAAACCUAGUCUUCAAGUUUCUGUCCAGAAGUUUCCCAUCCGAUCUAAUGCUGGCAUGCACACCUCAUUGAUUAGAUGCCAAAAACAAAGUGGCGACCCUUGGUAAGAGGAUCUCUACCUACAUUUCUCACGGGAGCUAUUUCUUGCUGUGCAUUUUCCUCCUGAUUCAACAGCAAAUUUAUUUUAGUUCUAAGUGUUUCGAUUCUACAGGGACCUAGUGAUCAGCAAUCAGACCUGGACCGGAUAACAAUGAAGCGUGUGUCACGUAAGCAUUCUUUGGGAUUGCUCACACUAUGCUGCGGAGGUAGCCUUUAAAAAAAACACACGCAUCUCCCGUGGAAACAUUAUGUGAGGGUGGAAAUCCUUGAAUGCCAGUAAACAGAAUUGAGAAAUAUUUUUGGGCAAGGAAAUGGACAGGCACAUUGAUCCCGUACCAUGAAGGAAGCAUAAUUGUUUCAUGUAGACAAAAACUAAAAAAAAAGAAAAAUGUGUUUCAUGUAUUUUAUACUGUUUUUAACUAAAGUUAUAAAAAUGUUUGCAACAAGUUAUACCCCCUUGUGUUUUACAAAUCCCGACUAUCUCGGGGAACUGAAAUAAGGGUGUUAGUGGCUUUCUGACGAGUGUUAUAAAUCCAUCUCAACAAGAGGGCAUCCUAGUAAACAGAAUGGCAUCACUGUUUGAAAGCAGUCUAGACCAAAAAAGAAAAAAAAAAUUAAAAUGUUCAGAGUCAAGAAGGAAAUUGAAGAUAAACCCUAUUUAAAAAUAAAACUAUCUUCAGAAGAGAAAGAAAUAUUUUCAAAAUCAUUUCAUAGUUUAAUUGCAAUGUGUCACUACCAGAUGCUGAUUCUUCUCUUAGAAAGAGUUAAGUAAAAACUUUGAUACAAAACCAAGGUAAAAAGUACAGUGUUCCCUCAUAUGUAGAUGUACACACGGCAUUACGUAUAGAGAUUAAAUUAUUAUACUUGUCACUAAGUUCUUUAUUAAUUUUUAAAUAAAAAAAAUCAAAGGUAA